AGUGGGUUUGGUACUGGGAGGAUGAGUUUGGAAAGUGGAACAUGUACGCUUCAGCUUCUGGUGGACUCAAAGUAUCAGACGUAGACAGUCCUACACUGGAGCAAAGGUUUCUGGACAAUGACAAAGAUGUGGUGGAGUUCACCGCUGGUUCCCAGUCCUACUCACUCAGUUUCCAAGACAUGAUACAGACAAACAAGGAGUAUGGCACCAAGAGGCUCGUGAAAAGACGUCCGCUGUUUGUCUCCGCAUCUGAUGUUAAAACAAAGAAAGUGAGAAGGCCUCCUGGUAUACAAACUUUGGCCGCUGUACCCGGCCACUGGGACAAGACACAGAUUCCUCAAACAGGAUACAAGCGAGUCCCCCUGCAGCGCUCCUCGGAUGAAUUUAAGGAGAUUGAAACUCUUUUCUGUAAAACCAUGCGAGGCUUUGACAUUGUCCAAAUUGAGAGGAUUCACAACAAAGCUCUUUGGGAAGUCUUUCAGUGGUGCGUAGGUGAUUUUCAUGUGCUUUGUCUAGCAAACUUACGGUAUUAUCCAUCCCAGUGGUCGUGUGCUUAAAUGGCUUCUUAGCUGGGUUAUUAUAGUAUCUGCUCAGAUAACCAUCACUCUCUGGCUGUUAAAGUAAAGUAGAGUAUGUAACUUUUAUAAAGAAGAAUCAACACA
This is a messenger RNA of Etheostoma cragini (Arkansas darter), 662 nucleotides long. RefSeq names its product protein mono-ADP-ribosyltransferase PARP12-like. The record is from RefSeq and is a predicted model, not a curated record. Lineage: Eukaryota; Metazoa; Chordata; Actinopteri; Perciformes; Percidae. Gene Ontology annotation, molecular function: NAD+ poly-ADP-ribosyltransferase activity. The transcript is spliced from 5 exons. Bases 42 to 557 code for a protein of 171 amino acids.